AUGUCUUCAGAUGAUCAGCCCAAGCGCAAGGCCUCUGAUGCGCCUGUGUCUCCUCCGCCCAUCAAGCGCAAAGUCCAGAGCGGCACAACCAAGACUGCUAUAGCAAACUUCUUUACGCCGACGUCACAGAAGCCCAAGGACCCUAUUGUCUGGUCUGAACGAAGCCCCAACAAUAACGAUGACAUCCCCGGGACACUCCUCGUCGGUCGAUUCGAACCCGAGAAGAAAGAAGACAGAAAAGUAAAGAGGAGGAAGAUAGCCGCUUUUGAUCUCGACUCAACCCUCAUCUCUACCUCAUCAGGGAAGAAACACGCCAGCAGCGGUACCGAUUGGAAAUGGUGGCACAACUCCGUCCCCACCAAACUACGGGAGCUGUAUCAAGAUGGGUACCGGGUCGUGAUCCUAUCGAACCAGGCCGGAUUGACAUUACACUUUGAUGCAAAGCACAAGGGACCCAAGGCCAAUGCGCAGAAACGAGUUUCCGAGUUCAAGCAAAAGUGUAGCGCCGUCCUCAAUAGUCUCAACCUUCCGACCUGCGUCUACGCGGCGACCGAGCACGAUAUAUAUCGAAAGCCGAGGAUUGGUAUGUGGAAAGAGGUCUGCGACGACUACGACAUCCCGGAGACCGAAGUCGAUUUGGAGAACAGCGUCUUUGUCGGCGAUGCAGGGGGUCGCACGGCGGGCAUAGGCAAAGGCCCGGGCGGGGUCGCGGCCAUGUCGAAAGAUUUUAGCUGCUCGGAUCGGAACUUUGCCCACAACGCGGGAAUCAAGUUCAUGACGCCGGAGGAGUUCUUUCUGGGCGAGAAAGCUCGGAGUUAUGCUCGUGAAUUCGACCUGGCCGAGCAUCCUUUCAGCGACGAUGCCUCAUCGGGGAACUCCGUUGUGACUCUGGACAGAACUAACGACCAGGACAUUAUCUUAUUCUGUGGGCCGCCCGGGGCUGGUAAAAGCACGCUUUACUGGAAAUCCCUCAAGCCUUUGGGGUAUGCGCGUAUCAACCAGGACCUGCUCAAGACUCGCGACAAGUGCGUUCAAGCGGCGAAAGAGCAUCUCCAAGAGGGAACAUCGGUCGCGAUAGACAACACAAACGCCGAUCCAGCGACCAGGACGGUUUGGGUAGAGCUUGCCAAGGAAUUCGGCAUUUCUAUCCGUUGCGUGUGGUUCAAGACGCCUCUCCAAGUGUGCGAGCACAACAACGCGGUGCGGGCGCUGAACGAGUCGUUGAACCCCGAAUCGAGGCUUGUGCUGCCUAAAAUGGCAUUUACGAGUUUCGCAAACCGUUUCAAGCCACCAAGUGUCAAAGAAGGUUUCCAGGACAUUAUCGAGGUUCAGUUUCAGUUUCGUGGUACGGAGGAAGAGUAUCGCAUCUGGGGCCGAUACUGGACCUGA
This is a messenger RNA of Fusarium pseudograminearum CS3096, 1389 nucleotides long. RefSeq lists its product as uncharacterized. NCBI's taxonomy places the organism in Eukaryota, Fungi, Ascomycota, Sordariomycetes, Hypocreales, Nectriaceae. The transcript is spliced from 3 exons. Gene Ontology annotation, biological process: DNA repair. Gene Ontology annotation, molecular function: double-stranded DNA binding; ATP-dependent polydeoxyribonucleotide 5'-hydroxyl-kinase activity; polynucleotide 3'-phosphatase activity. The record is from RefSeq and is a predicted model, not a curated record. The coding region runs from base 1 to 1389 and encodes 462 amino acids.